Amoebophrya sp. A120 is the source of this 1179-nucleotide messenger RNA. Lineage: Eukaryota; Dinophyceae; Syndiniales; Amoebophryaceae. The record is from the annotation of a GenBank genome assembly.
AUGGACUCUUCCAUAGAGGAGAAGCGCGCUACCCUGCUGACCUCACUCAAGGAGGGCACUGCAAAGGACCAGCUGCCUCCGGGCUUUUCCCUCUACGCACCCAACGAGAGUGCAAUUUUGACCGACGAAGCCCCGGCCCGCGCGCGGGUUCGGGAUGACCUGCGGAACGAAUGGCUGGAUAUGCCGCAGAAUUUCGCCGAUGGCGCACUUCCCUGCUAUUCGCCAGGCGAGGUCCUCGAGGCCACGACCCUCCUGGCAUGGAAGAUCUAUGAGGCGCGGCGCCGCGCGGGCUUGCCAACAACCCUCGAGCAGCAGCAGGAGGAGGCAGACUGCGAAUGGGAUUGCAAAAUGUCGUGUGCGAUUCGUGUUGCAGACGCGCAGCAAGACCGGCAGUUCGCUCCGCCGCUGGUCUAUUUUCACAAACUGACCGGGUUCGAGACUGCCGCGGCUAGCGAAGUAGUUGCCUUGACGGAUUGCCGAGCCAAGGUGAUCAAAUUGGCGGCAAAGAGGUUCUCUGACGAGACACCGGAUGCGGUGGACCUGCUGGAGAUUGAGUUUUCGCGAAGUUGGCGCGUUAUCCCCGAGCGGCAUGCGGUUGCGGACGAGAAAGAUGCCGGAACUGAUGGGGCCGCGGUGGCAGCAGUUUUCCUGCAUGUGCCAACAGCUCUCUCGACGGAGAGCCCGCAAGAAGUCGCAGAUGUGCUCGCAGCAUGGGUCGGACUCCUGAAGAAAGCGACCGGUGAGGAGUUAGCAGAAAUCGAAGUAUUGAAGUGGACCGCCAACCCGGCCGUCGCUGUUUCGAGCACUACACCGACCACCUCCGACGGCCAUUUGGCCGCGACGGCUGAAGACCGAUUUGCACACCGACCAUGUGACGCCACUAGAAAGUUAGUGCCGAGAUUUUUCUGCGAAGCAACGGGUUGCAUGGUGAAAAGACCGGAGACUGUCCUCGAGUGUGUCCGCCGCCACAUCGCGGCCAUCGCGAGCUUCGACGUUCUCUUCCCGGGGGAGGAGACACCUGAUCAGGCUUUGCUGGAGAGGAAUCUGGAGCGGUUCGACAUCUCUGUCAAAAAGGCGAAGGGCGCGCGGUUGCGCUACGAGUUCCACCAGAUGGAGCAGAAACGGCGGGCGAGGGAGGCGGUGUGCGGGAAUGGUAGUCAACAUGGAGUAGAUCAGGAC